AUGGAUGUUGGUCCAGUGGUAGCCCAAGUUGUUUGCCAACUUCGCAAAACGAACCUCGUUAUCGACUGGCAUAAUUUUGGGUAUUCCAUCUUGGCUUUGAAACUUGGUGAUGGCCACCCAAUGGUUAAGAUAAAUAAAUCCCAUGAGUCCACAUUUGGUCGUUUCUCCUCUGCACAUUUUUGCGUUAGUAAUGCCAUGGCAAGGCGGUUACGUGAUGAUUUAAAAAUCAUAACACCUAUUCUCGUUUUGCACGACCGGCCACAGUCCUGUUUCCAGCCUUUUCGAAACGACGAGCAAAAGUAUGCGUUCCUCUCGUCUCUUUCGGAAACAGCUGAAUUCGUUGGAGAUCUGAGGGCGGGAACUUGCCGUCUUCUAGUCAGCUCUACUUCAUGGACACCGGAUGAAGACUUUUCGAUUCUAAUCGACGCAUUAUGCCGCUAUUCAGCCAUUGCUUCGACAAGAAACCUUAGCCUCCCACGGUUAGGCGUCAUCAUAACUGGGAAGGGUCCACAGCAGCAAAUGUACCUCUCCCGGAUUGCAAAAUUAAGAGCCCAGGGCAAGCUUGAAAACGUGAAAAUUAAAACGGCAUGGCUAAGUUUAGAAGAGUACGCUCAGCUUCUCGCGAGCGUUUCUCUUGGUGUAUGUUUGCAUACUAGCAGCAGCGGCGUUGACCUACCAAUGAAAGUUGUGGAUAUGUUUGGAGCUGGACUCCCGGUGGUCGGCUGGAACAAAUAUGAGGCAUGGCCAGAAUUGGUAUCUCAAGGAGUCAACGGCCUUGGGUUUGGGAGCACCGAUGAACUUGUUACUCACCUGGUUGAUUUAUUUGGUGGGACCGAGGAGAAACUCUCCCUACUUCGACAAGGUGCACUCCAAGAAAGCGAACGGCGAUGGGAUGACGAAUGGGAUCCAGUUGCUGGAAAGCUAUUCGGACUACCUUACAAUCCCUAG
Messenger RNA from Histoplasma mississippiense, 948 nucleotides. RefSeq lists its product as hypothetical. The transcript has 2 exons. NCBI's taxonomy places the organism in Eukaryota, Fungi, Ascomycota, Eurotiomycetes, Onygenales, Ajellomycetaceae. Gene Ontology annotation, molecular function: mannosyltransferase activity. The record is from RefSeq and is a predicted model, not a curated record. The coding region runs from base 1 to 948 and encodes 315 amino acids. Gene Ontology annotation, cellular component: endoplasmic reticulum.